This is a messenger RNA of Myripristis murdjan (pinecone soldierfish), 1503 nucleotides long. RefSeq names its product pleiotrophin (gene ptn). The record is from RefSeq and is a predicted model, not a curated record. The coding region runs from base 12 to 677 and encodes 221 amino acids. NCBI's taxonomy places the organism in Eukaryota, Metazoa, Chordata, Actinopteri, Holocentriformes, Holocentridae. The transcript is spliced from 5 exons. Gene Ontology annotation, molecular function: growth factor activity.
ACAGCUAUCGUAUGCUCGGCUCUGUGCUGGGACAAGUGAGGAGAGAGACACACUCGCACACACACACACACGCACACCCAAAGAGAAAUAGUGUUGGAGACGCAGGGCAACAGGGCAGAGGUGCAGAUGAAAAGAGACUAGAGAAACUACUACAAUCGCUGAUAUACAACUACCAGACCUCCAGUGUAAAGAUGCGUGGACAGAAGCAGUGGGCACGGGUGGCUGUGAUGGCGCUUCUGGUGCUAACGGUGAUGGCAGCUGAGGGAGGCAAGGCUGAAAAACAAGGAAAGAAGGAGCGCAAGUCGGACUGCGGAGAGUGGCAGUGGAGUGUGUGCGUGGCCAACGAGGGCGACUGCGGGCUGGGCACCAGGGAGGGCACACGCACCGGCACUGACUGCAAGCAGACCAUCAAGACGCAGCGCUGCAAGAUCCCCUGCAACUGGAAGAAGAAGUUUGGAGGGGAAUGCAAGUAUGACUUCCAGGCCUGGGGGGAGUGCGAUCUGGCGACGGGCAAGAAGAACAGGACAGGAGUGCUGAAGCGAGCACUCAUGGAUGCGACCUGCGCCACCACUGUUACAGCCACCAAGCCCUGCGGAAAGAUCCCCAAGACCAAGCUGCAAGACUCAAAGAAGCAAAAGAAGGAAGGCAAGAAGCGGGAGCGCACCCCAAUGGACUAAUGAUGCUGUUUGUCCCCAGGAGGAAGAAAGAAGAGGGCGGCACGAUGUAAACUGCCCUGAUUCAACACGUUUCCUCUCUGUACGUCCUGUAGGUUGACAGUAGGAGCCUAUAGCGUUGACAAAACCAGUGGAAACAUGACUUGUAGUGACAAUGUGUUUUAUUUUGUCUUCUUCCUAGUACCUAAGAAACUAUUUGUAUCUUGCGAUAGGAGAUAUAAUACUCAGCUGUACGAAUAAUGAAUAUGGAAAAGAUGUGUUUACUAGUGUUCUUACCUAAUGAUGUUAUUUCUAGGAUUAUUUUCUCAAGAACAAAUUGGAUAGGAUUUGUAUUGCUAUUGCAUAGCCUAACUCUAAUUUGGAGAACUCUUUGGUCCAUGUCUCGACUUAAUGAAGCAGUUUGCGAAAAGUGAAGCUCUAAACAUCUUCACUUAAUUAAUCUGAGGGAAAAGUUGUGCUGAUGCAAUGUUGAAAGUUCUUGUAAGAUUUUUUUUUUUUUUCAGUCAUUUUGGAGCGCUUGACAUUUUUCUCCCUGCCUCAUAUUUCCAAUUAGAGGAAAUACAGCCUGCUGUUAUCUGGAGACGGCAUAAAAUACCCACUGUACUAUUGUGCAAACUGUAACUGUUUGUUGGAGUUUGUGAUCCUCCUGCUGCUGUGUUGUACCUCACUUUAUAUCCGCUGAUUUUUACUCUCCAGGUCCAGCCUGUGUAAAAUUAAAGCCCUUACAUUGUAGUCUUCAACUGGAGUUAACAUUCCCCUUGCUGCCUAUUCCGUUUCCCACAAAAAAAUAAAAACAAACAAAUAAAUAAAUAAAUGUAGAAAAGACAGC